CGUCACAUGAAGUCACCACAAAUCUUCUGCUAGAUAAAAAUUGAUGGAUUGCAGCAUUAUAGAGAGAAACUAGAGGCACCGCCAAUAGGAUGCCACCGCACUUUCAUCACAGACUACCUCUCUCUCUCCACCACCUCCUCACGCCACCCCGCACCACCGUCCUCCACCGGCAAACCACUCCAAUUCUCCCACCACCCAUGUCCACCAUGUCUUCCUCAUCACCAUCCCAUUCACUACACCCCGACCCAGACCAACUCAACCAAGCCAUAAACUACCACAACCAGACCAAACACUCCUUCACCAACUACGCCAGGGGCCCCCAUGGCCUCGACUGGGCCAACCAGCCCAACCCUUUUCGCCGUUACAUCUCUUCCCCUCUCCUCCCUCUCUCUCACUUCCCCAUUGAUCAGAGUGAUCCCAAUCCCUCGAACCCUAAUAAUAAUAAUAACUCCCCUCUCUUUUCUUCCCUCUUCCAUUCUCUCCCCUCUCCAAAACCCCUCUCCAAAUCCACCGUUUCUCAGCUCUUCUACGAUUCUCUCGCCCUAUCGGCCUGGAAAACUUCUGGGUUAUCCACCUGGUCGCUCCGAGUAAACCCUAGCAGCGGCAACCUCCACCCAACCGAGGCCUACAUCAUUUCACCACCGAUCGAUUCGGUGUCGAAUUCGCCUUUCGUGGCGCAUUACGCCCCGAAAGAACAUUCUUUGGAGAUCAGAGCCCAUAUCCCUUCUGGGUUUUUCCCCAAGUUCUUCCCGGAGGGUUCUUUUCUUAUCGGGUUUUCGUCCAUUUUCUGGCGUGAGGCCUGGAAGUACGGCGAGCGGGCGUUUAGGUAUUGUAAUCAUGACGUGGGUCAUGCUGUUGCCGCGGUUUCGAUGGCUGCGGCGGAGUUGGGUUGGGAUGUCAGGAUUCUUGAUGGGUUGGGUUAUGUGGAGUUGGAGAAGCUUAUGGGGCUUGAGUUUUACAAAGAGUUCAAAAUCCCGUCUAGACCGGUUAAGGGGAAGUUCCCCGAGAUCGAAUUCGAGCACCCUGAUUGUGUUCUUGUUGUUUUUCCCAUUGGGGUUGAUGAAUUUGACGUGGAUUAUGGAGUAUUGAGUUCGGCUAUAUUGGAGUUUUCCAAGUUGGAGUGGAAAGGAAAGCCUAAUGUGCUCAGUAAAGAGCAUGUUUGCUGGGAUAUAAUCUAUAGAACAGCAGAGGCUGUGAAGAAGCCAUUAGAGGUAGGAAGUAAAUUUAUGGUUGAUCUGUUGCAACCGAGUGGACUGGUUAGUGAAGGGUCAUAUAAGGGUUUUACAGUAAGGGAGGUCGUCAGGAAGCGGCGGAGUGCAGUGGAUAUGGAUGGAGUAACUGCUAUGGAGAGAGGAACGUUUUAUCAGAUUCUGCUACAUUGUCUUCCUUCGGGUUCUGGAAGCGGGGAGAAACAAAGGAAACAAUUGGCAUUGCCAUUUCGGGCCAUGUGUUGGGAUGCUGAGGUGCAUGCUGCUUUGUUUGUUCAUCGCGUUGAAGGGUUGCCAAAGGGUUUAUAUUUCUUGGUGAGGAAUGAAGACCAUUUUGAUGAUAUCAAGAAGGCUACUAAGUCUGAGUUUAAGUGGGAGAAACCAGAAGGUUGCCCUGAUGAUCUCCCUCUGUAUGAACUUGUUAGAGGUGAUUGUAGGAAGCUUGCUAAACAGCUUUCUUGCCAUCAGGAUAUUGCCGGUGAUGGCUGCUUCAGUCUAGGCAUGGUGGCUCACCUUGAGCCUACAUUGCGUUCCAAGGGGGCAUGGAUGUAUCCUCGGUUAUUCUGGGAGACUGGAGUUCUUGGUCAGGUGUUGUACCUUGAAGCGCAUGCAGUUGGCAUCUCAGCUACUGGAAUUGGUUGCUUCUUCGAUGAUCCUGGCAUUUCCCAUGUGCUUCUGGAGUGGAUUUUGUCGAAAUCACAUAGAGAGACAAAAAUAUAAGAACCGGACAGGAAUCCGGAGAAGCUCUAACGUUGGACGGCUUGCGAAGAAAAUCAAGGUCGUGGGAAAUCUGGAGAAGAGAUAGAGAAACACGUCACCGGAGAAGCUCAGACGUCGGACGCCAGAGAGAGGACGUUGCCGGAGGAAGGAGGGUGAGAAUGGAGGGAGGAGGUGUCCAGGAGGGUGCGGCGUUGUGUUUGAAAAUUAAAAGCAUAAGUGAGCAUUAACCCUAAUCUGAAACGUGUAUCAACUAUCUACAUACAUUAAUAAGUUACAAAAUUAUGUACAAGGACCAUAACUAUAGAUAAUAUGGUUUGGUUCAGGUAUCGGUUCGGGUAGCUGCGAAACCAUAACCGAACCGAACCCAUUCGGUUAUCCCGUUGCCUCUACCAUAUCCGUACCCAUGGGGAAAAAAUCAGUCAUGGUCGGCGAAAAAAGAGCGGUUUGCUUUGAGUACCCAUAGGUUCGGUACAAAUGGCCAUCCCUAGCCAUUUGAUGGUGCUCUGCCCGAGGAGGGUCCCAAUAACACUCAACUCCAGCAGCAGUAAUGGCUUGAAUCUCAGUAAAACUUUUACCCUCUAUGGUUCAACAAACCUGUUGCGGUUUUCUCGGGUUGGCGGUUAAACCAUCUAAUUUGCGUGGUUUUUAAAAAUGAAGCCGGUUUUAAUAACAUGCCCUUUUUUUUUUUUUGGGGUAAUUCAGAUCGGAACACGAGCAGGACAAAUGUUUAACUAGUUGGAUCGGCCAGUUUGGUCCGGUUUUAAAACAUUGCGUUUAGAUUUGCUAUAUUGCAAGUGUCAACCAUUAUGUCCCUCUAAUGAUUCUUGUCAAGAUCCUUUUAAUUGAUCUACCUAGGACACUAUCCCGUGUGUUCCAUGUCAUCAUCUCCCCUCCCUACGACGAAGAGGAAGAACUUCACAAAUGAGAUCUCAUAUGCCAAGCCAACAGAGUAGGAGGUACCAGAAUCAAAUAUAGUUGAAUUGGGUCUAAGGAAUCUUAUUUGGAUGUAAGAUUUGGACAUAAGAUCAUCAUAUGGUAGUUAAUUAGGUGGUGGGCACAUCGCUAUUCUCACGCAUGAUUGGACCAACAAUAAGUGGCUCGUGAAUAGAUAUAUGGGGUACGGCUCAUUGUUGGCUCCUUUGGGCCACUCUCCUUUUCAAUGAUUGUGACUACUCUAUGAAUGAAUAUUCAAGCUACAAUCCUCGAUUUAUGCUGCCAAAAUAUGUUACAUGGACUCUUCUUAAGGGAGAAAUACCCGUUUCGGACACCCGACACAUGGGGGUGUGAGUCGUGUCAACAUGCUGUAUGACAUCUCCUAAACAAGAUAUGGAGCCAAGAAGACGGAGAAAAAUUCUAGGUUAUGUGAAAUUUUUCGUGUUCGACAAGUUCAGUUGGACAUUCACCUAGCAAGCA
Messenger RNA from Rhododendron vialii, 3341 nucleotides. RefSeq lists its product as uncharacterized. Lineage: Eukaryota; Viridiplantae; Streptophyta; Magnoliopsida; Ericales; Ericaceae. The record is from RefSeq and is a predicted model, not a curated record. The coding region runs from base 90 to 1928 and encodes 612 amino acids. The transcript is spliced from 3 exons. Gene Ontology annotation, molecular function: oxidoreductase activity.